UGUUCCUAAAUUAUUCUGGCUUGGUAAAGCCCCACUAGCCUCAAGCUGUAUUAAAUUGAUACUAUUGUAAACACAGGGCUAUAGAUUUCAAUACGUUCCAAACAUUACACCAAUGCUUGAAGGCAUUUCACCAAGGUUUCCUUGAACUCAACGAAGGCAUUUACGUAAGGCUUAAUUAAUAAAGAUUUAUGUCUGUCAAUCCUCUACAUGUGGUUUAUAUAUUCAGGCUGGGUAUGCAGACGAUACAGGAAAGGUAAACUUUGGUGUAAGGCUUGUGGAUGCAGACGUGUUUGUCGAACCAAAGUGUGCUCUCGACGUGUCUGCAGACGAGUACGAUGUACCAGGAGAGUAUGCCCUAUUGUGA
Molecule: messenger RNA, 364 nt
Organism: Paramuricea clavata
Lineage: Eukaryota; Metazoa; Cnidaria; Anthozoa; Malacalcyonacea; Plexauridae
Source: the annotation of a GenBank genome assembly